AUGGCGUUCGCAUUGCCGCAUCUUCUCUUCGCCAUUUUGGCCGUUUUUCAUUUGGGACCGGUGGCUGCAGCUGAAGGCGACAUCAACCUCUGCGGACAGUCUGACCACUGGAACUCGACUGAGGUCCCAUACUCUUUCAACAACAAUGCUUGGGGCAACGACAGCUCCGGCUACCAGUGCAUGGCCGUGCAUGAUGGCGGUCGCAGCUUCGAUGUCACCUACAAGUGGACAGGUGACGCUUCUCUUGUAAAAGGAUUCCCCUACAUGAAGGCGCACCCUUCGAGAUUGCCCGUACAGCUGUGGAAUGUCUCGCGACUUCAGUUUACCGCGGAAUGGCAGACGUAUGUGAAGGGCAAGGAGAGCGCCAGCGCCGAUGAGCAAGCCAAGGCAUUCGACGACAUCAGCCUCUACGCCAACGUUGCCGUAGAUAUGUUCCUGUCUGACAACAUCACCAACUCCACCGGCCUCAACGCGCCCUUUGAGAUUAUGAUUUGGCCGUGGUGGGUGCCGACGGUCAAGCCUUUGGGCUGGGCCGAGUCCACGCCCGACACGGAUACCGUCACCAUCGACGGCACCAAGUUCUCUCUGUACCACGGCUGGAAUGACGGCGGACAGCAUGUCUUCUCUUGGCUGUCGCGCACCAACCUGACCAAGACGGACGCCGAUUUCAGCCCGCUGUUGAAGUACAUCUGGAAGAAGGGUCUGCUUUCCGGAGCGCUCUACCUGGGCCAGCUGGAGUUCGGAUCAGAGAUCAAGCAUGCCGGAGAGGAGGUUCACUUUGAGGCCAAGAACUACAACCUGAGCAUCGUCAGACAAGGCGACCCGGAAGACAUCACGACCUCGACUUCGACGACUUCAUCGGCCAAGACAUCGAAGACGCCCACGCCGACGACAACCAUCCCCUCUGAGAUGCUAGUCUCCGCCACCUCAAGCACUCCGAGCAGCACCAACGCGGCUGCUCCGACGGGGGUCAUGAACAUCAUGCCCUGGUCGCUGGCACUUGCUGCUUACUUAUUAUAA
Messenger RNA from Colletotrichum siamense, 1020 nucleotides. It is a transcript of the gene GUN-1, whose product is annotated as Endoglucanase-1. Gene Ontology annotation, molecular function: cellulase activity. Gene Ontology annotation, biological process: polysaccharide catabolic process. The coding region runs from base 1 to 1020 and encodes 339 amino acids. NCBI's taxonomy places the organism in Eukaryota, Fungi, Ascomycota, Sordariomycetes, Glomerellales, Glomerellaceae. The transcript is spliced from 2 exons. The record is from RefSeq and is a predicted model, not a curated record.